This is a messenger RNA of Zea mays, 2269 nucleotides long. Its product is annotated as NEP-interacting protein 1. The record is from RefSeq and is a predicted model, not a curated record. The coding region runs from base 503 to 1861 and encodes 452 amino acids. Lineage: Eukaryota; Viridiplantae; Streptophyta; Magnoliopsida; Poales; Poaceae. The transcript has 7 exons.
GGUGUGUGAGUCCUCGGAAAAAGUGCGGCCGGGGCAGGCUCGUGCCGGCCGGAAGCGGCUCAAAACAGCAGCACUGCACUGCAGCAGGCCGGCGUCCGAAUCCAUCGUCAUCAAUUCGGCAUUUCUUCCCCCGUACAGCCUACCAACCAACUACUACAGCACAGCACGGAGAGAGUCUUGACCUCGGAGCGAGCGAGAGCGAGAGAGAGAGCUCCACCUCCUGCUCGUAGCUCCUGCUACGCGGCUGUAUUUAUAGCGAGCGUCCUGGCCUCUCUUCUCCCUGCUCGCUCCUAGCUGGGGUGGGGAGGGAAGAAGAGGACAAGCAGCACGCCAACGCGGGAGCAUACCGACAGCUCCAGGGAACGAUUGAAGGAGUAGGAGAAAGAGAAAGAACAAGCGUGGGAUACAGACAACGAGAAGACCGACGAGCCGCGACACCGCCACUGCCACCCCGCUCCGAAGUCCUAGCUCGUGCUACAAAGGAAUAAACCAAGGCCGGCCCAUGUCUUCAUCUAGCGGCUGUAACCGCGGGCGAGCAGUCCUCCCAGUCACUGCCUCCCUCGUUCCCUUCCUGCUCCUCCUCGUCGUCGUCUCGUGCCAGGCCGCCCUGGUGGUCUCCGCGACGCACACGCACGGGCACGGCGGCGGGAAGCAUGCCGGCGCCGCGCGGGCGGCCUUCCGUGCCGGGGACGAGCAGGAGGCGUACGCGAGGAUCAUGGCGCGCAUGGCCAGGAUGGACAAGGACUCCAACAUGACGAUACAGAGCCCCGACGGCGACGUCAUCCACUGCGUGCCGGCGCACCUGCAGCCGGCGUUCGACCACCCCAGGCUGAGAGGGCAGGAGCCCGAGGACGAGCCCGUGGAGAGGCCCAUGUCCAAGGGCGGCGCCGCCGAGGAGGAGGCCGGCGUGUUCCCGCAGGCGUGGAGCGACGGCGGCAGCAAGCGGUGCCCGGCGGGGACGGUGCCGAUACGGCGGACGGCGGCGCGCGACGUGCUGCGGGCCAGCUCCGCGCGCCGGUUCGGGAUGAAGGCCCGCGGCGGCGGCAGCAGCAGCAGCAACGCCCGCCGCGACUCCACCAGCAGCGGCCAUGAGCACGCGGUGGGGUACGUGACGGGGGACCAGUUCUACGGCGCCAAGGCCAGCCUGAACGUGUGGCCGGCCAAGGUGGCGUCGGCGGCGGAGUUCAGCCUGUCCCAGAUCUGGGUCAUCUCCGGCUCCUUCGGCAACGACCUCAACACCAUCGAGGCCGGAUGGCAGGUGAGCCCUGAGCUGUAUGGCGACAGCAGCCCGAGGUUCUUCACGUAUUGGACGACCGAUGCGUACCAGGAGACUGGGUGCUACAACCUGCACUGCUCCGGCUUCGUCCAGACGAACAGCCGGAUCGCCAUUGGAGCCGCCAUCUCGCCUACCUCGGUCUACAACGGCCGGCAGUUCGACAUCAGCCUGCUCAUAUGGAAGACUGACGUACGCGCGCGCGCGCAGGACCCGCACCGGGGGAACUGGUGGCUGCAGCUGGGGUCGGGCCCGCUGGUGGGGUACUGGCCGUCGCUCCUGUUCACGCACCUGGGCGCCCACGCCGACAUGGUGCAGUUCGGCGGCGAGGUGGUGAACUCGCGCCCGGCGGGGGCGCACACGCCCACGCAGAUGGGGAGCGGCCACUUCCCCCGCGAGGGAUCCAACCGCGCAGCCUACUUCCGCAACCUGCAGGUCGUCGACGCCGACAACAGCCUCGUCGCCGCCGCCGCGCUCCGCCUCGUCGCCGACCGCCCGGGCUGCUACGACAUCCAGGGCGGCUACAACACCGCCUGGGGGAACUACUUCUACUACGGAGGGCCCGGCAGGAACGUGCACUGCCCGUGAUCUGUCUCUGUCUCUGUUGGUAGCCGACGCCCGACGACGUACGACCAUGAAUAUACGUGCACAGAUAGACAUACAGAGAGUGAAGAAGAACGUACGGAUCACCGACCCUGCCGGAGUUGCAUCGUCGUCGCUCAUCAACCGGCCGGACAUGGAUCGUAUAAUAGCAACACUGCUAGUCAUAUAUAAGCUACAUCUAGUCCCUCGUUUAGUUACUGCAUGCAUGCUAAUGAGUUUUUAAGCAGCCCGACUGCGUAUACGCGGCCGGGACGGUAGCAGAGAGGCAAAAGGUUUCGAACUUUCGAUAUUUGAUGUAUGUGGGCUUCUUUCGUUUGCAUUGGUCUGAUUGUUUUUUUUGUCUUGGGUUAUGUAUAUACAUGAAGAAAUCCACAUAUAGUAUUUUCUUCAUCA